AUGACUGCAGGUCCUACAAGUAGCGGGAAAACUGUACUAAUACGCAAUAUACUAGAACAUUACAGGAAAUCAUUAUAUUUUGAAACUACACCUACAGUGUUAAAAGUCAUGUGGGCUUACGGUCAGUGGCAAAACUUGUAUGAAAAACCUAUAAAUAAUUGUGACGUAAAAUAUAUAGAAGGUCUACCUUCCGAAGAUGACGUCAAAGAGUAUGGACCUCAUAUUAUUAUAGUUGAUGAUCUUAUGACAGAGUUAGCUUUAAGAACAGAUAAAGGUAAAGAGUUUAUUAAUAGCGAUUUACAAAAAUUACUGAAAGAGCUAAACAUUAACUACUUCACAUCUAAUGAUCAUCGAAUUAAAUGUGCUAUUGUUGAGCGUUUUAACCGUACACUUAAAACACGUAUGUUUAAGUAUUUUACUGCCAAAGGUACACGUAAAUAUAUUGACGUCAUUAAGGAUUUUGUUGACACAUAUAAUUCAUCAUAUCAUCGAUCAAUUAAAAUGCGCCCAAUAGAUGUCUCUACUACUAAUGAAAAACUUGUGUAUAACAACCUGUUCUCUAAAACUAAAUUAACCCCAAACAAAAUAAAUACUGGUGAUAAAGUAAGACGAGUAUAUGACAUGAAAGCAUUUGAUAAAGGAUAUUACCCUAGUUGGACAGACCAAAUAUUUACUGUUGAAAAUACUAUAAAAGGUGAUAAACAGUAUGUUUUUAAGCUAAGAGAUGAACAGGGAAAUAUACUUGAGCAGCGCUUUUAUCCCCAGGAAUUGCAACAAAUUACUGAUAAUCUGUACAGAAUUGAAAAAGUUAUUAAAAAACGUAAACGCCGUGGAAAAACUGAAUACUUUGUAAAGUGGUUAAACUAUCCGGAAAGCUAUAAUAGUUGGACAGAUAAUAUUGAAAAUGUUUCGUAA
Messenger RNA from Oppia nitens, 915 nucleotides. RefSeq lists its product as uncharacterized. The coding region runs from base 1 to 915 and encodes 304 amino acids. Gene Ontology annotation, molecular function: nucleic acid binding. Gene Ontology annotation, biological process: DNA integration. The transcript is spliced from 2 exons. The record is from RefSeq and is a predicted model, not a curated record. NCBI's taxonomy places the organism in Eukaryota, Metazoa, Arthropoda, Arachnida, Sarcoptiformes, Oppiidae.